CCUCUUCUCUCUCUCUAACAAUCAUCAGCAAGAGGAUGCAAUGAAUCCUCGUAGAACGGCAGCUGAUGCCCUUUAUGGAGGAUUAAAGCAAGAUAAGAAUGGCAACAAAGUAGAAGGACAACAAGACACACAAGAAGAUACAAUUCCCGCCCCAUUCUUACGUGCAUUGCAUGAUCAUCUUCGAUCAUCAUUGUUCAAUCGAACAUGCGCAGAUAUUCGAAUUCGUGCUUUCAGUCGUACUUAUUCGCUACACAGAGUCAUCCUAGUACAAUCACCAUUCUUUGAUACACUUUUAAAUGGAGAAUUUGCAGAGGCAAAAUCACGCUUGGGUGUUUGGAGAAAAGGCUCAGCUGGUUUGGUUGGUCAAAAUUCACAACAAGAUGCAUCGCAGAGUGUUACCGAGAAUGAAGAUGAUAUGAUGGAAUUGCACUUUGACGAUCCUAACAUCACAAGACCUGCUUUUGAGUAUUGCAUUGCAACAUUGUAUGGAGCUGCACCAACGCUCGUCUUGCCGGAUUGGGCCACUCCUUCCCCGGCUUUUCCACUAACGAAACAUUUUGAGCCUGAACGUCUCUUUCAAUCUAUGGAAGGCAAGGAAAAUACACAAAAAGGCAAGACAGAUGGAUCGACCGAACUAGACGGCGAAAGUACAAAAGCCUAUCAUCCGGCCAAUCCGCGCUUUCUGCUAUCUCUUUUAGCAGCAUCAUCUUAUCUCGGUAUACAUUCACUCGUCGCUCAAUCAGUCACAUUGAUCUUGUGCUCCAUCACACCGUUCACAGUCUCACACUAUCUGCGAUUCGCACUCGGGUAUGGUAUUUCAGGAGCAUUUGAUGCGAAACAAAGAUGUCAAGGGAACGCCAGCGAAUGGGACUGGGAGCUUGAAGGACCGGUUUGGGGAAUGGAAAGCAUAGCAAAGGAAGAUAAACUGGAUAAAGGAACCAAUACCCUGUCAUUCAGUAUGGCUCAGAUGUCCAUGUCUGAUGCUCAGACGGAAAUUUCAGAAAGUGUAGAUUAUGGAGAUACUUCAUUCGAUUCUACUUCAAGACCGGCUAUGGCAGGCUUUCAAUACGGCAUAGAAACAGACAAAAUUGGAGAGGCAUGCUCUUGCUGGCUCCUCAGAUGGGGUGCUGACACAAUGCUUGCCGAAGAACAACUCAAUCUGCAAGACGAGAGUAAAGGGAUGGAUCAUUUGAAUGCUGUGCCGCUUUUGCCGAAUGGAAGGAUGCCCGAUUUGUUCUAUGAAAGAUCUGCCAACUCUUAUUCUCGUGUUCAGUCGGCUUGCGAUCCUCCUCAGCCUAUUAUAUGGCGACAUCCACUCCUCGGCGGAUUGCCUGCCAACUGGGUUCGUGCCACUAUUUCGAGUGAUAGCUUCUGGAUUCGGGAAGAGUGGGAACGAUAUGAAGCUGCAAAACGUGUGGUCUCUAUGCGAAGAGCUUUCUCCCGUGGCGAUUUGUCUACCUUUACAGAUGAGGAAGAAGAAGAGGAGAUUGAAGAGGAAGGUAAUGACAGCAAUGAGGAUGAUGCCAACAUCAAAAUCAUUGGAGAAACUGAAGUCGAGACGAAAGGGGACAAGAGGAACUCCCAACGUUCUUCCAGAAAAGGUAAAAGCUCCGAUGUAAGCCAAAGUCACAGUGCUGUUGAUGUCGAUGAUGAAGCAGAUGAGGUGGAGUACACAUUACUGUUUGGCGAAGGCAUCUACUAUACGCAUAUGUCCUUCAAUCGUUUAUCAAGCAUAUCAAACGACCUUUGCCCGUAUACUGGACAGUCUUAUGCACCAAUUGGCGUAUUGCAAAGCGCACUUUGGACACAAUCUGAGCUCAAAAAUAUCAUUUUACGCAAGGCAGGAGAGAAUGAAAAGCAAAACCUGAUUGAUUUUCGCACGAGAGAAGACGAAGAUGAAGAGGAUAUUCGAGUGGCAAGAGAAAAUUAUUCUACUACCGCUAGAGGCGCACAAGAAACGGAUUCCGACCGAGAAUUGGGUCUGGUCAGCCAUGAAGAUGAAUUUGCAAAAGCAUAUUCUACCUCAACGAAGCGUGGUCGUACAAGUCGUGCACAUAUGAGUGAAGAGGGCAAGCCGAUAACAUUGGGAGGUGUUACACCGCUCAUGCAACCUUUGAUGCCUUCUCCAUCUUCUAUCAAUUCUGCUGCCGAUGGUCUACUCAGUAAGCGCUUCUUUGCUAUCCCUGUGGACGAUACGAUUCGAGUUGGAGAAAAUCUGGCAUCACUUGCCGCUAGCCAGAAUCAAUCAGCUUCCUCGAGGGAUAGCAAACAUCAAGCACAGUUGCAUCGUGGCUCUGACGGCCCUACAGGUGUAGCAGCAGCAGUCAGUCCAAAUGUGUUGUCGAUUGCAAACGAAAGCAAAUCAUACACAUCUUCCCAGUUCUUUGGCAUGUGCAAUGCAGUACAACUAGGAAAGGAUUUGGGCAAACAAGGUAUGAAGGAUUCCACAUUGUUCUCUGAAAGCAUCAGCAGUCCUACGUCAUUACACUUGCAAGCCUCGCAUGCUGAGACAAGCCCUUCCACAGAAAGCUCUCACGGCUGGACUGGCUUUGAACCAAUGCGUGUUGGCGUAGAGUUUUAUGACGUUGAUCGAUUGACCGAAAAACAGAGAUCGUACAGUCCAAGUUUCUUUUAUGCAGGCAGCGUUUGGAAUUUGUACAUUCAAACGGUCAAAAAAGCAAAAGGACUUCAACUUGGCAUAUAUUUGCAUCGUCAAAACAAUAAUGAUACAUUGCCCAGUCCAAGUAGACCAUUGAGAUCCCUGCCGACUUCGAGAAUGAUCGGCAGAGAUGGAAGUGAGAUGGGCGGGCUGCAAGCUGCACGAGAUGGUAUCACGUAUGAGAGGAGUGCUCAUAGCAAUAAUGUCACUUCUGUAAUCGACUUGAGUCCUACGCACGAUGAUCCGGACAUGCAAGACACUUCAACGUAUAUCCACGAUUCGCAUCAUCCAUUGCACAAUAUUGACGGAGAUAGCAACGCUCAUCUUCGAACGCCCACGCAAUCGCGUUCGCAUCUGCGAUCUUCGAUUGCAGGGGCUUAUUCUCUGACUCCCUCACCUUCUGGCUUAGGUGAUGAAACGGGCAGGGUUGUCGAGACUUCAAGUCCGAUCAACAAGGCACAAGUACAAAUGCCAGAUGUUCCCUAUCUCGAUCAAAGAAAGAUCUUGCGAGCUUACUUUUCUAUUCAUUGUCCUUCCCCUAUGGGUUCAAGUCUGACAAAAUUCAGUUCAAGGCCAGACAAUUUUACCUUGAGUCAAAGCUGGGGAUGGAAGAGUAGCUCUUUGCUAGGAGCAGUAUACCUGGAAGACGGUCAAUUGGGCACCGCUCGGAGUCAAAUUUCCCAAACGUUCAGAUGCAUCGUUACCAUGGGAAUCGUUUGAAUCAUCUAGUCACUUUUUGCUCAUAAGUUCAAUACCUCAUUUGUACCAUAUAUCAAUUUAUCAUUCAAUUCUUUUGUCAUUAUGAUACAGUGUGAGAUCAAUCAGUCGUCG
Molecule: messenger RNA, 3490 nt
Organism: Meira miltonrushii
Lineage: Eukaryota; Fungi; Basidiomycota; Exobasidiomycetes; Exobasidiales; Brachybasidiaceae
Exons: 1
Coding region: 41-3379 (1112 amino acids)
Source: RefSeq, a predicted model, not a curated record